Messenger RNA from Diceros bicornis minor, 3286 nucleotides. It is a transcript of the gene STOX1, whose product is annotated as storkhead box 1. Gene Ontology annotation, molecular function: RNA polymerase II transcription regulatory region sequence-specific DNA binding; DNA-binding transcription activator activity, RNA polymerase II-specific. Gene Ontology annotation, cellular component: nucleus; cytoplasm. The coding region runs from base 62 to 3031 and encodes 989 amino acids. Gene Ontology annotation, biological process: positive regulation of transcription by RNA polymerase II. The transcript has 4 exons. The record is from RefSeq and is a predicted model, not a curated record. Lineage: Eukaryota; Metazoa; Chordata; Mammalia; Perissodactyla; Rhinocerotidae.
GCCCUGCGGCCGCCCCGCCCCACGAUGCGCUAGGCUGCGGGCCUCGGCCGCCCGCGGCAGCAUGGCCCGGCCCGUGCAGCUGGCGCCAGGCUCGCUAGCGCUGGUGCUAUGCAGGCUGGAGGCGCAGGAGGCGGCGGGGGGCGCGGAGGAGCCGGGUGGGCGAGCGGUGUUCCGCGCCUUCCGCCGCGCCAACGCGCGCUGCUUCUGGAACUCGCGGCUGGCGCGCGCCGCCUCGCGGCUGGCCUUCCAGGGCUGGCUGCGGCGCGGGGUGCUGCUGGUGCACGCGCCCCCCGCGAGCCUGCAGGUGCUGCGCGACGCCUGGUGCCGCCGGGCGCUGCGCCCGCCCCGCGGCUUCCGCAUCAGGGCGGUGGGUGAUGUCUUUCCAGUGCAAAUGAAUCCAAUAGCUCAAUCUCAGUUUGUACCUUUGGCUGAAGUUCUUUGCUGUGCUAUAUCUGAUAUGAAUGCCGCUCAGACUGUAGUAACACAGGAAUCGCUGUUGGAGCAUUUGAUGAAACAUUACCCAGGCAUUGCAGUUCCAUCUCAAGAUAUUCUCUAUACCACUCUGGGAAUUCUGAUUAAAGAAAGGAAGAUUUAUCACACUGGAGAAGGAUACUUCAUAGUUACUCCUCAUACUUACUUCAUCACUAAUAUAAACCCCCAAGAAAAUAAGAGAGUCCUGUCAGAUGAAAGUCACCCAAUGCCAACUUGCGUUACAUAUCUGGUGAGCACGGAGAGCUGUGCAGAGGUAGCCAAAGAAAAUGCUGCUCCCAUUUCCCAUUGUCAGUCUUGCCGGUGUUUCCCUGAUGUGUGCACUCAAGAUGGACAGGAACCACCGGCUGCUGCAGAAGUGACCAGAAAAGGCCAGAAAGGUCCUGGGGAAUCCAAAUCUUUGGUACAGAAUCGAGCAGUUUUAGUGUCUGAGGAGAAUCACGUCUGUGAGAGCAACAAACCUUUACCAUCCACAAAAGAGAGAGAAAAAGGCAAGAAGUUUGGCUUUAGCCUCUUCUGGCGCAGUAUAUCCAGAAGGGAGAAGUCCAGAACACAGCACAGCAAUUUCUCUGCCCAGUUCCCACCGGAAGAAUGGCCCGUCCGAGAUGAAGACAACUUGGACAAUAUCCCUCGAGACAUCGAACAUGAGAUAAUCAAACGAAUUAAUCCUGUUCUGACUGUUGACAACUUAAUCAAACAUACCAUCCUUAUGCAAAAAUAUGAAGAAAAGAAAAAAUAUAAUAGCCAGGGCACUUCCACUGAUAUGCUGACAGUCAAGCACAAGUAUCCUUCAAGAGAGGGAGUUAAGAAAAGGCAGGGCCGGUCUGCAAAGUCUCAAAGGCGAGGCCAUUCUCAUAGGGAUAGACACAAAGCCAGGAGUCAGGGAAGUGAGCCUCAGCCAGGAAGCAUUAGACUGGACAAACGCCCCAAGCUUCCUGCUACAGAGUCCACCCCCAGAAUUAAGAGGCUAAACGAAGCAGUAGUUCAGAAACCACUUGGUGAGAAUACGUCAGUGCUAGGUUCCCAUUUGAUUUACAAAAAGCGAAUCAGUAAUCCUUUCCAGGGUUUGUCUCACCGAGGGAGCCCAAUUACCAAAGGGCACACCAUCCAGAAGACCGGUGAUCUGAAACCCAGUCAGACUGGACUGAAUGGAGAGUCUUCCCAAAGGUCAGGGUCUUUGGAUUCCUCAAGAAUCUUUGAAAGUGAAGCCAAACAGCUGUAUGCUGAACAAUGUAAUGAUAAACUGAAGGCGGAGUCCAUUUAUAUGCAUAAUUCCACUGUCAAAUCUACUGGUGAUGACUUUAGGGAUCACCUCUUAAAUUACUCUCAAUGUAGUGUUUUGCAAAGUGCUGGUAAAUGCUGUUCCUUUAGAGAAAGCAUGUUGAGAUAUGAUGUGUAUGGUGGAGAAAAUGAGGUAAACUCUGAAGUCUUGAAAAAAAAUUAUUCUCACUUUAACACAUUAGAGGAGAUAAAAGAAACACAACAUGUCCUGCCAUCACGAGGUUCCUCCUCUUUAGACCAAGCAUCCUCUGCUUGUAGAUUAAUUGAUAAAACAAUGCACCAGUUCCAAAAUCUUGGUCUUUUGGAUUAUCCAGUUGGUGCGAACCGUUUGAGACAACCUGAGAGACAAGACACAGACUCAGAAGAAACACUAAUGAGAAAGGCAUUUGUCCAGGAAGGAGAGACUGUAAGUCUAGAAAAUGAAGGGCCCUGUGAUGAUGACCAGGCCUUGUAUCAGAAUGAAGUGGAAGAUGAUGAUGGUGCCUGCAGUUCAUUAUAUCUAGAUGAGAAUGACUUUUCUGAAAAUGAUGACUUAUGUCAAAUGCUGCCUGGCUACAUUCAGUAUUCCUUUACAGGCGGAAGGAAGUGGAAUCAUUUAGGAAAACAAAAGGUGACUGAAAGAUCUCUGACUGAGUACAACAGCAAAAUACAUAGGUUUGAGCCUCAGGUGCUUAAAGGAAAUGAAUGUUACAAACCUACGGGAUUGCUCCCUAACUCAGGUGAAAGCCAAAAACCUAGUCUCUCUGCUGAAAGCUGUGGCCUCAAUUCAGGGACCCGGUCCAGUUUUAACUAUGAAGAGGAACCUAGUGUUGCUAAAUGUGGACAGGCCUUAGCAUCUGUUGAUGGAAGUAUCUUUGAUUACUAUAGCACAAGGAACGCCAGUUCUGAAGCUGAAACUCUACACGACUCUGUUGGUGGCACAGGAAAGAAAUCAGCUAGUUGGAGUCAGAAUGCUCAGAAUCAGGAAAUGAGAAAAGAGUUCACACAGAAGUUAGACCUUUUCAACACUUCACCUAUGCCAGUGUUGGCUCAGGAUAUCCAACAAAAACAUAGUCACUUGGAAGGAACAGAAAAUCAUAGCAUGGCAGGAGAUAGUGGAAUAGAUUCUCCACGGACACAGAGUCUGGCAUCUAAUAAUUCAGUCAUUUUGGAUGAACUAAAAAGAAGACAGAAUUUUCUGCAGAACUUUGAAGGCACAAAGAGCAGUCAAACACUCACAUCCAAUCCCUUACUACAGCUAACUCCAGUCAUAAAUGUUUAAUUCUUAUUGUCCUUCUAGAAACUUUUUCUUUGUAAAAAUGUACAGCAUUAAUUAGAAUGUUUUAAUCAACUGAGUAUACAAGAAUUCUCUAAAGCCAAGCAUAUAUGCUAUUAAUCUCAUUACAUAUUUUGUUCUAGUUACUGGCUUUUUUCUUUUUUUGAGAUUUUGAAGCUUUUUUUUUUUUUUAGCUUAUUUUACUAUGAAUUUAUUGGGAAUAUGUAGAUUGUUUGCAAUUAAAAAGAACAUGGAAUCCUU